This is a messenger RNA of Planococcus citri (citrus mealybug), 1077 nucleotides long. Its product is annotated as NKAP family protein CG6066. Gene Ontology annotation, biological process: regulation of gene expression. The record is from RefSeq and is a predicted model, not a curated record. Gene Ontology annotation, cellular component: nucleus. Gene Ontology annotation, molecular function: chromatin binding. The transcript is spliced from 5 exons. NCBI's taxonomy places the organism in Eukaryota, Metazoa, Arthropoda, Insecta, Hemiptera, Pseudococcidae. Bases 135 to 995 code for a protein of 286 amino acids.
UUUUUCUGUUAUCAAAAAAAAUAAAAAAUUGUAUAAAAAAUUUCAAUCAAGAAAAGAAUUGUGGUAAAAAAUGUAUUUUUGAAAUUUAAAAAUGUUAAAAUGAUUAGUAUUAUUGAAUAAUCCAUCAUCUUGUCAUGAGUGUCUCAACCGAACUUCCAUCUCGAUCUUCUUCGCCGUCGCGAUGGCCUCAUGAUAAGUAUAGAGAAAACAGAAACAGGAAAGAAUACAGAGAAAUUAGAGAAAAAAGAAGUUUCAACUUCAGUUCUGAUUCUAAAGAAGAUAGAUUUCACGAAAGACGUAAACAAAGAGAGAAAAUUUCGCUAAAUGGAGUUCCUUUCGUUUGGGGUCUUUCCCCUACCCAUGUCGAAGAUGACAAUGAUGAUAAUGAAUGGUCCAUAAGCAGCCCUAAAAAAAGAAAAACCGAUAGUUCCUCUCAUCAUAAGAAGAAAAAGAAGAAGAAAGAUAGCAAAAAAUAUAAGGAAUCUAAAAAGCAUAAAUCAAAGAAAAAGAAGCAUAAGAAAGAGAAAAAACGCAAACGAAGUGAAAGCAGUAGCAGUAGCAGCUCUGAUAAUAGUUCCGAAGAAGUCUGGGUUGAAAAAACAAAUGCGACAGAUACUGUAGAAACCGAAGUUGUUGGACCUGUACAAAAACCACAAGUUACUCUUACUCCUAGAGAGUAUGGUAAAGCUUUAUUACCUGGUGAAGGAGCUGCGAUGGCUGCCUAUGUUGCAGAAGGUAAACGUAUUCCUAGAAGAGGAGAAAUUGGACUUACAUCGAACGAAAUUGCAUCCUUCGAAUCUGUUGGAUACGUGAUGAGUGGUAGUAGACAUCGUCGUAUGGAAGCUGUCCGUUUACGUAAAGAGAACCAGAUUUAUUCUGCCGAUGAAAAACGUGCUUUAGCUAUGUUCAGUAAAGAAGAAAGAACGAAACGAGAAAAUCGUAUUUUAACUCAAUUCCGUGGUAUGAUCGAUACUAAAUUGUCGAAAAAUAAGUAAUUUUAAUUUAUACAUUUGUAGAUACUUAUAUUAGCUAUUUUUAUAAUUUUAAAGAAAAAAAAUGUAUUAUUAUCAUUAUCAA